AUGCUGGCGCUCGAGGAACAGACGAGGGAGCUUUUCGCCAGGGCCAUUGCGGCUGUAAAGAGCGGCCAGGGCGUGGCGGAUUUGCAUGCGCUCGACACGCUCAGUGUGUUUUUGAGCUCGGCGUUAUCGAAAAAGUACGCGCAUCCCAGUUCGGAUAUCAUCAACGUGCUCGCGGGCAUCGAUUACGUCGAUACGAUUUUUACGGAUUUUGUGGGCGCCCUCGAUCAGAUUAUAAGGACCGGGAAGAGCUUGGAAUUGCGGCAGAAGGCUGUUGACGUCGUGUUGGCCGUCACGGCUGGCGCCUACCAGACGAGUUUGCUGACGUACUUGAUCCAGCGGGAUCUCUUCCCGGCUGUUAUGAAAUUCAUCCAAGACGCCGACUCGACGAACCACGUGCUUCACCCCUUUACUCUACUAGGCCUCCUGGCCAACUACAACAAAUUCGAGUUCCAGAACCCGUAUCAGAUGCGGCUUAACGAUUUCGUCAACGAGGCGACGAUCAAGAAGAUUAUCCGAUGCGUCGGCGAGACGUGUCAGACUCUGAGGACGCAGUACAUUGACGUCCAGGACGACCUGCCCGAGGGCUGGACGCUGAACGGCACGCUACGGAUGAUUGGGCUCGGAGCCGUGGCCAGGGGCCCCAAGCCGGAGAAGAAGCCGGUCUACGAUGCCGAGACGAUGAAGGCCAUGUUUACGAAAUUGCCGGGCGAGGAAGCGGCGAUAUUACUGGCGACAUAUGACUUCACACACGCGAACAAGCUGUUUUGCUUCAACCUCGCGACGCUACCCGCGGAAAAGGGCGAGGAACAACCCCUCGCGGCGUUCACGUCGCUCACAUCCUACCUACUACAACACGCGCACCUGUCACUGCGGACGACGCACUACUCCCAUCUCAACCUGAUGGUAUUCCGCCUGCUGAUUGAGGACCCGGUCCUUUGUAAGCGGAUAUGCAGCGAAGAGUCCAAGACGGCAGUCAGAUUGUGCCGGCAGAGGCAGCCGUAUCUGCCGCUCGUAAGGGGCGAGAGGAUCCUGGCGACUGCGGUGCUGGAUACCAUGGUCGACGGCAUCACACAUAACCUCCGGCGGAGGCUCGAUGUUGGCAUGUACACGCUGUGCGUGGGUAUCAUGCUGCGCAUCAUUUCGUAUCUGUCGCGGUCGCGAACGCGCGUGGCGUACCACUGGGCGGACCUGUUCCGCUCGCUCCUCAGCCUCAUCAAGUUCCUAACGACGUACGUGGCGGACCUGAAGGAUCUCUCGCAGAUCGAUUUGCUCGUAGACAACGUCGUGAACCUGCUGGCGUUAUCGCUUUCUGCGGGCGAGGCGUUCCUCCCCGGCCCCGCGGCGUACGACGAUCUGUUUUACAAGGUAGUCGAGACGGGCGACGUGUUGGUGAAGUUCAAGGAGAGCUACCAACUGGGUAAGAGGCAGAGCAACUCGAUCGACACGCUCAUCAGCGUCAGCACGCAUUAUAAGGAGAUGCUGGGCGAGGGGGGCAGGAAGAAGGGGAACUUGACGAGCGUGGAGGUCACGGAGGUUAUUAAGCAGGGGUACGAGACGCUGAGUAUACAGGCCAAGGAGGGGUUGGAUACGUGGGAGAGGUAUAGGGAGGCGAACGACAGGACGUUGUUGAAGAAGAUGGCGAGGGCGGCGGUUGCUGAUGUUAGGGGGUUAGUGGAGAGGUGA
Molecule: messenger RNA, 1683 nt
Organism: Colletotrichum truncatum
Lineage: Eukaryota; Fungi; Ascomycota; Sordariomycetes; Glomerellales; Glomerellaceae
Cellular component (GO): cytosol
Source: RefSeq, a predicted model, not a curated record